This is a messenger RNA of Microbotryum saponariae, 2733 nucleotides long. The record is from the annotation of a GenBank genome assembly. Lineage: Eukaryota; Fungi; Basidiomycota; Microbotryomycetes; Microbotryales; Microbotryaceae.
AUGCAGGAACGCCACCACAACCGCUCUUCGUCGAACCUCGCCGCCUCGUUCGGCUUCACCCCUUCGUCCCCACUGUACCGUCGCUCGACCUCGACCAAGAGUUCACCCCAGCAGACCUGUAACGCUUCGACCAGCUCCAGUCCGACGAGGCAGCAGCUCCAAGGGUUCGCCUUGCAAGAGGAUGAGAGCUGCUCCGGAUCGAGCGACGAGGGUUCGCUCGAUCAGGACAGCGGCUUGAUGAUCUCGUCCAAAUCCAAGGGCAAACGAAAGAGCGAGGACCUUAUCCCGACGACGACAACCACAACGACAUCGAAUGCAUCGGCGAUGGAUGGGAUAGCCAUACCUGGCGCCGGUGUUCCCCAUUCACGCUCAUCAUCCGUUGACGACGUCCAACAGGGACCCAGUCUGGCGCAGUACAUCCAGCAGAAACGGCGGCAGGCUUCGGGGCCGUUCCAUACGCUUGCACCGAUAACGACCUCGCUCUUUGGCAUUAACGGAGGUUUCACAGUCGCUAUGUCGUCCAGCGCGCCGGGAGGGUUGGUUGGAAGAGAGGCCGAGUUGGCGGGCGGUGUCGACGGCGAACAUUUUGCCGGUGGACGAACGAGGAGUCGCCCCGCCUCAAGAAGAGGCACCGUCUCGAAUCUUCAUCUUGGCUCCUUACCUUCUUCGAACGCCGCUUUUUACCCCGACUCGGACUCGGCCUCGGCCAUGGUCAUGACACCGACGACCGAGGAAUGGCGCUCGUUGGGCGGUCAGCUAUCCCUUUUGGCCGACAUCCGUGCCAAGGAUGAAGCGAGGUUGUUGGCACUCGAUCGACCGCCCUUGCCCCUCUCGAGAGGAUCGUUGGCAUCGACCUCGACGAAUUCGACCACCUCGUCAGCCUCGUCCUCAAUUGACGUCACACCCUCUAGCUUAUCUGCCCCGGUCGACAGGGCACGAUCGCCUUUAGGGACUGGGCCCUUGACACCACCGUUGUUGAGCGCUUCGACGCAGAGCUUUACCCUCGACUCUAAUCAACCCGUCACACCACCUGCCGAAACCGUCAAGUCGUCGUUCGGGUACCAAACUUCUCGAUCAGGCUUCAGCCACUCGGGUGCAGUUUCGACCUCGCAUGGGGAUCGAGGUGGUCUAAUGGGGAUGGACACCAGCAUCGAGGAUUUGCGGACACGACCCGUUGACGAUGACGAAGACGGCUCGAUGCUCCUGGGGAGACCCCGGACCGAACCUGUGAAACAGUGCUCCAAGUUCGUCCCCGGGCAUCGAGCGCAGCAGCAAUCGGACUCGUCAAUCUCGACCACGAACCGACCCAACCUAUCGAGGGGCUCUCUCUCAACCCCGAUGGGGACCCCUUCGAUAUGGACACCGAAUCGUAACGAAACGGACCCGUUCGACGCACCGACGAACGAUUCAACUCGCGCGAAACAACCCGAGGCCGCACCGCUGGACCCGUCGCACUCGUUGGGGGCGAUCGACCCGCGGUGUUACUCGGCCGUGACGGGUCGGAGGUCUAUUGAGUCCUUCGUCAUCGAAUCUGAAGCCGGUCGAGGGGCGUAUGGGACUGUGCAGAAGGCGAGGGAGAAAGGCCCCGAUGGGGAACCGAUAGGCCCGACGGUGAUCAUCAAGUACAUCAUCAAGCAACGCAUCCUCGCCGAUUGUUGGAAGAAGCACAAGAUCCUCGGACCGAUACCCGUCGAAGUGCACGUCUUGGACCACCUUCGAAGGGUGCCGUACGUCGCUCGAACGCCGAGUCGAAGGAAAGCGGAUGGUGGGUUCGUCAAACCGGUCGGGAAGCCAGUGAGGAGGAAUUCGGCCCCGAUCAGCCUCAAGGAAGGGGUCAUGACGGGCCAUCCUAACAUUUGUGGCAUGUUGGACUUUUUCGAGGAUGGCGAGUUUUACUACUUGGUGAGUCGUGUCGCAUCCGUUCGGCGCUCUAGUCAUCUCUGUGGCUGACACGUAGCUUGACGUUUUCUCCGUCUCGUCUGUUUGCAGGUCAUGCCACAAGCAGGACCACCACCCUCGAAUGACCUGUUCGAUUACGUCGACCUCCACCCCAACGGUCUCCCCCCCUCAACGAUCCACUCGAUCCUCUCGCAACUCUGUUCGGCUCUCGACUUUCUGCACUCGCACAACAUCGUGCACCGCGACAUCAAAGACGAGAACAUAAUCCUCUCCUCCACGGGCCACAUCCAUCUGAUCGACUUUGGUUCGGCGGCCUACGUCAAGGAUGGGAAGAAGUUUGACACGUUUUCCGGGACGUUGGAUUUCGCCGCUCCCGAAGUAUUGAGAGGCGCUAGGUACGGGGGUAAAGAGCAAGAUCUUUGGGCGUUGGGUGUGUUGGGGUACGUGUUGAUCUGUGGCGAGUGCCCGUUCUGGAGCCCUGAGGAGGCGAUGAAAGGGCUCGAAAAAGGUUCGAGGGCCGAUUUGGCGUUACAGGCUAAAAUCGACUUAUUCGAUGGAAUGGUCGAGGAUCCGAACGGGACGAGGACCGUGUCUUUUUCGAAGGAGGAUGACGAAGACGAAGCUCUUUCGAAUUUGUUGCCUCGACCGUCGAUGUCGGACGCCGUCGACCUCGUCAAACGAUGCCUCGAGACCGAUCCACUGGACCGACCUACGGCGAACUGGGUGUGCGACCAUCGGUUCUUGUUGGGUAAAGAAGGGUGGAGUGGGAGAAGAGGUUGGGAAUUGAUCGUCGGGGAGGAGGGUUCGAAUUUCGACGAUGUGGAUGGGGCGUGA